Molecule: messenger RNA, 2283 nt
Organism: Macadamia integrifolia
Lineage: Eukaryota; Viridiplantae; Streptophyta; Magnoliopsida; Proteales; Proteaceae
Product: ubiquitin receptor RAD23c-like
Exons: 3
Coding region: 210-539 (109 amino acids)
Biological process (GO): proteasome-mediated ubiquitin-dependent protein catabolic process
Cellular component (GO): cytosol; nucleoplasm
Molecular function (GO): polyubiquitin modification-dependent protein binding; ubiquitin binding; proteasome binding
Source: RefSeq, a predicted model, not a curated record
AAAAAAUAAAAAGGGGGCGGAAGGCAAAGGCGGUAGGCGAUUGCUUCUGCCUCGGGUUUUCCUUUUCUGCAGCUUUUCCUUUUUCCUUCCUUCUCGUCUUAUAUCUAUCUGUCUACUUCACUUUUUUGUUUGACGCCUCCGCCGAGCGCAUCGGGAUAGUGAAAGAAGGAUAGAAAGAGAAGCUUGGUUGUACGAAACAGCAUCGGAAGAUGAAGAUUAACGUCAAGACUUUGAAGGGUUCUCACUUCGAGAUCGAAGUCAAACCCGAUGACACGGUUGCUGAUGUGAAGAAAAACAUAGAAACAGUCCAAGGUCCAGAUGCUUACCCAGCUGCACAACAAAUGCUUAUUCAUCAGGGGAAAGUUCUUAAAGAUGCCACAACGCUGGAUGAAAACAAAGUUUCUGAAAAUAGUUUUCUUGUCAUCAUGUUGACCAAGAAUAAGAGCUCAUCUAGUGGAGGUUCAAGCACAGUGGCGGCUACAGUUCAGGUAAGAUCAAAGCAUAUGCUAUAUUUUCUACAUUGUUUUCCAUGUUUUUAAAUCGCGUUCUCUCUAUUGUCAUCUUCUUCGCCCUAUUAUAAUGUCACUUCAUCGUCACAUUGUUUAUCCCUCCUUUUUGAAUAUAAUAAUGGAAAUCAUGUCAUCGUUUUCUGGUUCAAGCUAAUGUUGAAGCUUAAUUCUAUUUUUAGUGGACAUGAUCUCAUAUCAUUUAUGCAGUAUUUGGUUUGCUGUAGAUGCUUCUGGCUGGAUAAGCUCUAUCCACUUUGAAAGCCCAGGUCAAGAAGUACCAGGUCUAAAUUGAGUAAUCGGUUUCAGCGAGGGUAGUUAGGUAUUUAGUAUAUUAUAUUGUGAGUAUUGUGUAAUUUGGAAAUUAAUAUAAUGUCCAGAGGGUAUUUUGUAAUUUGGAAACUAAUAAUACAUGGAAGUCUUAGCUGUCUGAUGCAGAUGCACGAUGGAUUUAGGGAAAAAAAAAAUCUUUUUGAUUUGAUUUUCUUUUGUUUUAGAAACAAUUUCUUUGAAAUUAGUUAGUUUCUAAUUUUAGAUUAGUUUCAUUUUAAGUUAGUUGCCAUUAAUUUUUGAUUUUUUUCUUUAUAUUGGACAUGUAAACGAUGAAGAAGUUCAGUUUUGGAAUUUUGAAGAAUUGAAUGAAACUGAAAAUAGAUUUUGGAUGAAAUGAUGGCUGCCAUGGACUGCUUAUCUCUUGUUCUCUUUCUCUGAAGUUCUCUCUCGGAACUAUUCUCUUUUUCCUUCUUAUCUUCUUCUUUUCUCCUUCCUACUACUCCUAUUCUCUGUAGCUGUUAUCAGUUCCCUGUUCUGGGCGGUAGACACAGCCCCAGAGCUUUUGGUUGAAGGAAGCCCUCCCCAGGGAAACUCUAACCCUUGAAUGUCAGGCCUGAAGGUGACUCCUGCUGUGAGAAACAAAAACCUGCAACUCAGGUUAACCAAACCUACCGCCAGAUCUGUUUGCAGGCACUACAACCCCUGUUUGCAUUGCUGUUAUGAGGUAUUUCCCAUAUGAGAUCAAGAGGCCCUUUAGUGAAGCAUCAUCGCCUGGAAUCUCAGGCCUAAUAGAGGGGAUUUGAAGGAGAUUUAGCCCUCGCAAGCUGCUGGAUUCUUCCGCCCCUGCUGGUUGUCCAAGAAAGGAGAAGAUAGACUCGUGAAUUGUAGUUUAAAGCCCUUCAAUUUGGUUUUUCCUAUUAUACCCCCGCUUUUAACUUUUAAUUCCCUUUGAGUUUCUUUAUUUCUAAUUCCAGAGUACCCCUCCCUCAUCUAACGCUAUUCCUUGUUUCCCAUUAAUUAGAUUGGUGACUUAUAAUUACAAUUCUGCCAUUCUUUAUUAGAAACACCAACUAAAAUUCCAAAAUUGAGUUUUCUUUGGGAUUAAUUCCUGAUAAGCCCUUAGUCAAUUAUUUCACUCUAUAAAGCUCCAAAAUUGUACCAGAAAUUACAAUAUUGCCCCUGGUUUGUCUAGAGUGAAGUAUUUGGUUUUUUAGUAGGCCCUAAGCGAUCCGAUCCCUCGGAUCCGCAUCACUUAAUGGAUUCAUCCAGUAAUCUGAAACGGGUACCUCCAGCCAUGGCAGAAGGAAAACGAAAGCACCAAAUGAUAUAUAGAUCAAUAAAAAAUAGAAUCAACAGAGAAUAUCCAGCCACUGAAGGGAAGUUUCAUUCAAGCUGAGUGAUUCCAUGGGUACAUCUAGAAAAGAAACACAUUAUCUGAUAAAGGCUGCUUCGAGGGUAGCAACCUUCUAGAGAAGAUAAAGAGAGAGUGAGAGAUUGAAAAACA